Molecule: messenger RNA, 1812 nt
Organism: Rotaria socialis
Lineage: Eukaryota; Metazoa; Rotifera; Eurotatoria; Philodinida; Philodinidae
Source: the annotation of a GenBank genome assembly
AUGAAAAUAAAAUUCAGUGGAUGGAGCUGUAGUUCGAAAUUUUGUAUUGUUCAAGAAGUGCAACCGAAUGAUAUAAUCGAAGCUGUAGUAUUUAAAAUUGAACAGGCCAUCCCUUGCACAAAAAUUACUAAUGUUAUACAUGAUGGUAGGAAAUUAAAUAAAACAAAAUCCUUUGAAUAUUAUGGUAUUUCCGAUGGAACUUUAAUAGACGUGCAAACAGAUACCGAAGAUGCAACGUCUAGAAAAACAGUUUGUAUGGGUUGCAGCUACCAUAAUUUGGUACAUUUAUCAGCGAAUGUUGCCCGAGUGCAUGAAACCAGAUCUCACUUCAGUCAAGAAGCUACUCAUGCUUCUCUGCAUCAAUGGAUGCAAAAGUUGAACCCUAAAGAUCAAACUAAAAUUAUACAAUUCAUUAAUUCAGCUAGUGAUGGUCUCAAAACUCGAUUUAUGGUUUGCAUUAAAGAUAUGUUUGAAGUCUAUGUAAAAAAAUAUAGAAAUAUAGAAUAUGCUAAUCUUAUAGAUUUUGAUUAUUGUGAAUUAUUAAAUGAAUUACGUUGCCCAGUAUGUUGUACUAAGUUUUCUCUUCAUCCACACUCGCCGAUCACUCCAAUUCAGUUGUGUACCAUCAGUGACAAACAUUAUACAUGCCAUGAAUGUGUCAGCAAAGUUAAGUGUUGCCCAUUGUGUAAGGGAGAAAUUCAUACCCAAGCUGUUACUUCUAAAUAUGUUAUGAAGCUCCUUCGGGCAAGCAAGCAAAAAAUUGAAGUAUACUGUUUGCCAACAGAAUUGACUAAUAUCGAUAUAAAAGAUAAUCAACGACCUUUUGCGCAUGGUGCUUUUUGCAAUGUAUACAAAGUGGAAAAUUAUGCUAUCAAAUGUCCUCGUGUUCCAACAGUAAUUGGUUGUGAUAUAGAAGAUGCUAUCAUCCAUGAAAUAUUUCUUUCUCGACCGAUGAGUCAUAUACCUAAUGUUUUAAUAGUAUACGGUGGUAUUCGAUUACCAACUUAUGGUAUGUCUAUUGUUAUGGAAUUCGUUGAUGGCCCAAGUCUCGCCAAGGCAUUAUCUGAUGACACGAUUCUGAAUUUGACAUUCGAAGAGCGUCUAGAAAUUUCACUAGGAGUUUGUAAAGGUCUUGGAGAGUUACAUUUGGCAGGAAUCGUGCACAGAGAUUUCAAACCAGCAAAUGUUCUUCUUAAAAAAGUAUCUAAUGGACACGGCUACGUACCAAAAAUAGCUGAUUUCGGAGUGAGUUUUCUCAUACAAACAGCAUCAGCUACAGCCGUACAAAAAUUAGGCGGCACUGUUGGAUAUGAUGCACCCGAAGUGGCUGAUGGAAAUACUCCAUCAUUUCAAUCGGAUAUUUAUGCUCUUUCAUUUACACUCUACGAACUAUUGACAGUUCAUCGCCCAUUCAUUGGUCUAAAAGAUACGCAAAUAAUAACGAAAUACACAAUAAAAGGGGAACGUCCCAAAGAUUGGAGUAUUCGUGCUAAUAACCCGACAGUAAACAUUCUACCAGAUAUGUUAAAAAAUGUCAUUGAGAAAGGUUGGCUACCAACAUCUGAAGAUCGUGCGUCAAUCGGUGAAAUUAUCUAUGCGAUAAGAAAAACGAUUAAUUCUGAUUAUAAGAGUUGUGCACGAACAUUGUGGGAACGCUUUCAUUAUUCAAGCAGAGAUUCAUCGUACGAAUACGAUUUCAUCGACAAAUACAACACAUUUGAAUUGCUAGCAAUACAAGAAAUCAUCAAAAGAUUAGUGAUUGAAGAUAGUGAAGCGGUUCAACUCUUAUUAAAUAACUAUGCUUGGGGUUGA